UUUUAUACAUUGUACUUUAACGUACAGUCGCCGUUCUUUGCUUUAAUACUAGAGCAGCACUAAUAAUAACGACAGGUGGUGUAACACAUUAUCCAGCGUUUUUUUUUUUUUUCGUUUUGUAGUUUUACUUGCAAAUACCCGGUAUGUGUUCAUUGGUGAUUACCAGUCGAGCACAGAAAAAUCGAUACGACCACAGGUAGCACGGCUGUCAACAAAUAUGGCUUUGAGACGAGCGUUGCAUUUUGUUUUCAAAGUUGGUGACAGGGCUAAAACUGCCACCUUUUACAGAGAUGUUCUAGGUAUGAAGAUUUUAAGACACGAAGAGUUUGAGGAAGGCUGCAAGGCAACUUGUAAUGGCCCUUAUGAUGGGAAAUGGAGCAAGACAAUGGUUGGCUUUGGUCCAGAGGAUGACCAUUUUGUUGCUGAACUGACCUACAACUAUGGUGUGGGAGAAUAUAAACUUGGCAAUGACUUCUUGGGGAUCACUCUGCAGUCGAGCCAAGCUGUAAGCAAUGCUAAAUGUCUCGGGUGGCCUCUCACUGAGGUGGGAGAGGCUCUGUAUCUGACUCAGGCUCCUGGAGGCUAUCCUUUCUAUCUGGUGGACAAAGAGCAACCUCAUAAUGACCCUGUGCAGAAGGUUUGUCUCGGGGUAUCAGACCUCCAAAGAUCGACCCACUACUGGUCCACACUCUUGGGGAUGAAAGUGAUGGACAAAAAUGAGGAAAAGAAGACGGUGCUCAUGGGAUUUGCAGACAGUCAAUGCAAACUGGAGCUUCAGGACAUUGGAGGGAUGGUUGACCAUGGAACAGCUUUUGGGAGAAUAGCGUUUUCAUGCCCGCGGGAGCAACUGCCGGUUAUUGAAGCCUUGAUGAAAAAGGAAAAUCAGAAAAUUCUCACCCCAUUGGUCAGCUUGGACACUCCUGGAAAAGCUACAGUAGAAGUGGUUAUUUUGGCUGACCCUGAUGGCCAUGAGAUUUGUUUUGUGGGAGAUGAGGCCUUUAGGCAGCUUUCCAUGUUGGAUCCCAAAGGGAAUGAAUUCCUUGAUAAGGCUAUGGCUGAAGAUAAAAGUGAUGAAUGGUUUGCCAAACACAACAAACAGAAGACUGCUGCAUGAGAUGGAGCAGCCGACCUGUCAGUUUUCAUCAGUUAAUGAGGAUGAGAUGCCGCGCAACGCACCUGUAGCAUAGAUCUGCCUUAGGCUGGCAGCGUAAGAUUAAUUUUGUGUUAUGUAAAAACAUUUGUGCCCUGAGAUGAUGUAAUGGACCACUUGUUAUGGAUUUUUUUUCCCAAUAAAUAUUCUUCCUAAAAGCAAGGCUGAGUGAUGGGCAAAAAACAUUAAGUUAGUUUUAUCUAUAAAAGACAUUUCAAUGUGAUCUUAAUUUUAGGCGAAAAGGGGACACUGAGAGAAGUUGGGGCCAACUUAAUCUCAUAAUAAAGUAUCACCAGGACUUCAUAGCUUAAAUUUGGUCUUGCACCUCUACUGAGUCUCCACCAACCUUAUGUGCAAAUUCCUCUUACAGCUGUAGUAAAACAACAUGUUUGCACAGUUCCUAACUGAUUUUGUGGUAAUUAUAAAACACAGAUUACUCAAUGGGCCCACCAUGUACAGGCUCUAUGGGCUUUUGGUCUUAUCCUAGAAAUAUGACAUAUCCAAUAACGAGCCACAAAACAACAGAAAUGAGGCGCAAAAAGAUAUGUACAAGGACUGCAAAGACAUAAGAUGGAUACACUCAGAUGCAAAAAUGACCAAAUGACAUCUGCAUGGUCUGUGGUUCUCUUUUUCAGUUCUGUUGUUUGUGCACAUGAACCUGUUGUUUUAUAUUCUAUCCAUGUCUACCUGUAUUUAGAAAAUAUGUGCCAUAUACCAUAAUAGAAAAUAAAGGUUUUAUAUGUAUAAUUAA
Maylandia zebra (zebra mbuna) is the source of this 1901-nucleotide messenger RNA. RefSeq names its product glyoxalase domain containing 4 (gene glod4). The record is from RefSeq and is a predicted model, not a curated record. Lineage: Eukaryota; Metazoa; Chordata; Actinopteri; Cichliformes; Cichlidae.